Messenger RNA from Entelurus aequoreus (snake pipefish), 1179 nucleotides. RefSeq lists its product as uncharacterized. The transcript has 5 exons. The record is from RefSeq and is a predicted model, not a curated record. The coding region runs from base 478 to 1179 and encodes 233 amino acids. NCBI's taxonomy places the organism in Eukaryota, Metazoa, Chordata, Actinopteri, Syngnathiformes, Syngnathidae.
GUGACUGGAGGUGCAGCAGUUUGUAUACAGGGAGAAGAGCCAGGGGGAGAGUACACAGCCCUGAGGAGUACCAGUGUUUGUGGUUCGACUGUCCGAGACAAUCUUCCCCAGCCGUACGUGCUGUCUUCGGUCUGUCAGGAAGUCAUUAAUCCAACUGCAGAGGGAGUCAGGCUCGCUGAGCUGGUAGAGCUUGUCUCGUAGCAGUCCAGGGAGGAUGGUGUUGAAGGCAGAGCUGAAGUCCACAAACAGGAUCCUAGCGUAGGUUCCUGGGGAGUCCAGAUGCUCCAGGAUGAAGUGGAGGGCCAGGUUCACUGCAUCAUCCACAGACCUGUUGGCUCUGUAGGCGAACUGCAGUGGGUCCAGGAGGGGGGCGGUGAUGUCCUUGAGGUGGGGCAGGACCAAGCGCUCAAUGGACUUCAUGACCACAUACAUCAGGCAGAGUAAGGAAUAAUCUCUUAACAUCGAAAAAACGUUCAUAUGCCUUCACCAGCACCUGCAUUAAACAUGCAGAGAGUUACACAAGGAACGGCAGUCCCUCCUCGACUCCCUCCACCCCCCGCACCAGCCCUCAACAUGUGGCAGACAGAGGAGCCUGGAUCCAGCCUGGCCUACAGGCCAACAUGGCGAGGGGGAAGAAUGGCCGACAACAUUUCCUGCUCUGCGGCUGAGGUCCAGAUCCUUAGCUUGCUGGAAACUAUUAAACACACCCAAGACCAGCUGAUGGCGAAGGUCAACUUCUUAACCAGCAGGUUGACCAUUACCCCGGGGCCAGAAGUUGAAAUGCCGGCCAAUAUCCAGUUUCCACUGGAACAGUUGGAGGCAUUUGAGGCAUUUUUGAAUGAACCAUCAAAUGGCCCAGCUCGACAAAGAGUGAUUUCUUCUUUGGCCACCAUUGGAGGCCAGGAUGUGAAGCGGGUGACCUGGAACAUCCUGGGCAGGAUCUUCACAGAUGACGUUUCACAUCAGAUCAAUUGGAAGGGUGUCAACAACAAACAGGCCUUUAGCAGGAUGGCAACAAAGACCUUGCUUUUCAGUGCUGUGAGAAAAAAUGUGGUGACAAGGUCAGCCACGGACGCUGAGGUCACCAAACACGCUAUCAGGUGGUUCAACCUGGCGGCGGAUCGGGCAGCGAGGAGACGAGUCCCGCCUCCACCUCCACAGACAGAUCAGGAGGAAUAG